Molecule: messenger RNA, 2454 nt
Organism: Brassica oleracea var. oleracea
Lineage: Eukaryota; Viridiplantae; Streptophyta; Magnoliopsida; Brassicales; Brassicaceae
Product: probable methyltransferase PMT11
Exons: 9
Coding region: 138-2213 (691 amino acids)
Cellular component (GO): endosome; cytoplasm; trans-Golgi network
Molecular function (GO): methyltransferase activity
Source: RefSeq, a predicted model, not a curated record
UAGCCCAAAGUCAAGCAUAAUUGUAGUUGCAUGUACAGCUAAACAAUCAGAGUAUCUACUCUGAUUAUAAAACGAACACUGCACACCAGAUCCAGAAGAUCUGGGUGAUCGUCCCUCCCUUCAAACGCAAGCAAAACAUGAAACCCUUCGCGACCAAUCGCGAUCUCCUCAAAACCCCCGCGCUCAUCAAGAUCUCCGCCGUUAUUCUCGCCACCGCCGCCUUCUUCUACUUGGGCAAGCAUUUAUCCGACGACGGCUACAAGCAGCUCGUCUUCUUCUCCUCCUCGGAAAACUCGAUCCCGGAAGUCUCAAUCUCCCCCAACAGCAACAAAACCUUCAAUCUAUCCUCGAUCAUCCCUCCCAAUCACACCGAUAUCGAAACAACACAGCCGAUUCCCUCGCCAUUGACGGUGACGGUGACGGAAGCUAAUCCUCCUCCGAUUCCGUCUCCGCCGAUUCCGUCUCCGCCUCCGCCUGCUACGAUCCGGACCUUCGGGGUACUCGAUGCGAACGGCGUGAUGUCCGACGAUUUCGAGGUAGGUGAGGUCGAGGAGGACGAAGCUAUCGAAGAAGAGUCGGGGAACAAGACGGAGAUCGUGCAGUUGAGAAACGACGGCGUAUCGAAACCUAGGGUUAGGGUUAAGAAGUUCGCGGUGUGUCGCGAGAGUAUGAGAGAGUAUAUACCUUGUUUGGAUAACGCUGAUGCGAUUAAGAAGCUUAGAUCGACGGAGCGUGGAGAGAAGUUCGAGCGUCAUUGCCCUGUGAAAGGCAGAGGGUUGAAUUGCUUAGUGCCGCCUCCUAAAGGUUAUCGUCAGCCUAUUCCAUGGCCUAGAAGCCGUGACGAGGUGUGGUUCAGCAAUGUUCCUCAUACUCGGCUUGUUGAAGAUAAAGGUGGACAAAACUGGAUUUCACGAGAUCCACGAGACAAGAACAAGUUUAAGUUUCCUGGUGGCGGCACACAGUUUAUUCACGGAGCUGACGAGUACUUGGACCAGAUCUCUAAGAUGGUUUCUGUUAUCACGUUUGGCAAGCGUAUUCGGGUUGCGUUGGAUGUUGGUUGUGGUGUGGCGAGUUUUGGCGCUUACCUAUUGUCACGCAAUGUUUUGACGAUGUCUGUUGCGCCAAAAGAUGUCCACGAGAACCAGAUUCAGUUUGCUCUUGAGCGUGGUGUGCCUGCUAUGGCGGCAGCAUUUGCUACUAGGCGUUUGUUAUAUCCAAGCCAAGCGUUUGAUCUUAUUCAUUGUUCUAGGUGUAGGAUUAACUGGACUCGUGAUGAUGGGAUUUUGCUCCUUGAGAUCAAUAGAAUGCUGCGGGCUGGAGGGUUUUUUGCUUGGGCUGCACAACCUGUUUACAAGCAUGAGGCGGCUUUGGAAGAACAGUGGACAGAAAUGCUGAAUCUCACGACUAGCCUUUGCUGGAAACUAGUAAAGAAGGAAGGAUACAUUGCAAUCUGGCAGAAACCCCUUAACAACAAUUGUUAUUUGAGCCGUGAGGCUGGAACCAAACCUCCUCUUUGCGAUGAAUCUGAUGACCCCGAUAAUGUUUGGUACACAAACCUGAAACCUUGUAUCAGUCGCAUACCUGAGAAUGGAUCUGGAGGCAGUGUUCCUUCAUGGCCUGCCCGUCUCCACACUCCACCCGAUAGGCUACAGACCAUAACAUUUGAUUCCUACAUUGCUAGGAAAGAACUAUUCAAGGCAGAGUCAAGAUUCUGGAAUGAAAUAGUUGGGGGUUAUAUCCGUGCCUUAAAGUGGAGAAAGAUGAAACUAAGAAACGUUUUGGACAUGAGAGCAGGCUUUGGCGGAUUUGCAGCUGCACUAAAUGAUCAUAAACUCGAUUGCUGGGUUCUCAGUGUAGUUCCUAUCAGCGGGCCUAACACAUUGCCCGUCAUUUAUGAUCGUGGGCUAUUAGGAGUAAUGCACGAUUGGUGUGAACCAUUUGAUUCAUACCCGAGGACAUAUGACUUCUUACAUGCCUCAGGACUCUUCUCAGUCGAAAGAAAAAGAUGCGAGAUGUCAACCAUCUUGUUAGAGAUGGACCGGAUAUUGAGACCGGGAGGGAGAGCAUACAUUAGGGAGACAAUAGAUGUAAUGGAUGAAAUUCAAGAGAUCACAAAGGCAAUGGGUUGGCGUACAUCUCUGCGUGACACAUCCGAGGGUCCUCACUCAAGUUACAGGAUUCUAACAUGCGAGAAGCGUCUCCCUCGAGCUUAAUACCACACAAAACCACACUGGCACUUAGUCUACACAAAGCAUAUCGUUUGGUAAUAUCUCUUUACUGUUAGUAUUUUUUCUUCCCCUCAUUAUGUAACUGUAAAUUUGAUUGUGGUGUAUUACUGAGUAAAGUUUUACCUAGUCCUCGACUUUUAAUAACAACAGUUCUGCAUGUGCUAUUCUGUUGAUUGUAACAAAGGAUCCAUAAGAAAAUAAAAAAGAAGCUCACGACUUUCUCCAA